AUGGAGAAACGAGCUAGCGCUAAACUAAGAAACGAGACGAGAGGCGUGUCUGUUGCGGCUAGCACAAAGAGUUGCCCACUCGACAGGUCUAGUGGUGGGGAGAUUGGUCCUGCGGGACCCGAUCUUGACCCCCACCUCGCUGAGGCCCAAUUCCCCCUCCAGGCGCUCGGCAGCGUGGUCCAGCCACGAGAUCUCCGAGCUGCUCAAGACGUCGUCAGUUUACGCAACGACUCGAUCGACUUAAGACGUCGCUCGAGCACCCUCUUGUUCAGUCUCAGUAUCAGUGUCAUCAGUGACGUCUGUGAAACAAUUUUUAUUAAAAAAAAAAACAUGACGAGCUACGCGUGUUUCCAACAGUACGAUCUCCUAGACUCAGAAGGUUACGGCUCGGCGAGCAGCCCCGAGUCGAACCCAAGGUCUUACAGGCCCCCUCAGGCCCCGGAAUGCUACCCCCAACCCCCUCGGUCAAGGGGCAGCAGCUGUGACAGCUUAAGUUCCGUUGAUAGUCAGAAUCAUCAAGAAUAUUUUCCGAAUUUGGGUGGCGGGUUCAACUUUACUGAGUUUUACGAAGGGUACAAUCGCGAGGCCGCUAAGUGUGACCAAAUUUAUGACCCCUUCAAGCCUUUGCCCUCCAAAGAGAGCCAACACAAGCUUAAUUACAAUUGCCGGACGGAGUUCAACUGCUCUGUUGAUGAGAAUUAUGAUUUAGGCUACCUAGAGGUGAAAUCUCACCCCGUUCUCCAGCAGAAAGUUAACAAUGGAAAUUUAAAUGUUAAUUUGAACGGAAAUGGAAAUGUUAAUGGCAGCGAGUUCUUUUCUAAGAAUUUGUACAACCAAACUUUGAACCAGGAGCAAAAUUUAAACUAUCAAUUGGAAAACUACCAGGGGAAAAAUGACCUCGAGCAGAGCAGAAUUAAGUGUCAGGUUCAGAGGUAUCGGAGGGACAGUGAAGCUUCCUUGAGCCCCUCGCCAUACCCGGGUCAGAAAAUUAAGGAAACUCUGCAGAAGAUGAAGAAUUCAGCGCCUGGGAUUGAGGUGAUGAGGAAAAGAAGACUUGCUGCUAAUGCUAGAGAGAGGAGGAGGAUGAACAGUUUAAAUGAUGCUUUUGAUAAACUGAGGGAUGUCGUGCCUAGUUUGGGGAACGAUAGGAAGCUCAGCAAGUUUGAAACUCUUCAAAUGGCUCAGACUUACAUUUCUGCGCUGUAUGAACUUCUUCAGCGCGACUGA
Molecule: messenger RNA, 1227 nt
Organism: Cotesia congregata
Lineage: Eukaryota; Metazoa; Arthropoda; Insecta; Hymenoptera; Braconidae
Source: the annotation of a GenBank genome assembly